CAGGGUUUCACUUUCACUUCCCCCUUGUCCUCGAUCACCUGUGUCUCCCUGUUCACUCAUAAUAACUUCAAACACUUUGAGAGACAGAGGGAGAGAGAGAGAGAGAGAGCCUGGCCUCCGAAGUUAGUAGAGAAAGAGUACUUCAGAGUGCAAACCAAACAAUGGAGAAGAGCAAAGUAAGUGGAACGAUGAUGGGCAUGAACUCCUCUUCCGCCGCCGCCAACCGGGAAGAGCUGCAGGAUCAGGCCGCCGGCAGCAUGCGGACGGCGGAGAGCAUACUCCGGCUGGUGCCGGUCGGAUUGUGCGUGUCAGCUCUGGUCGUGAUGCUCAAGAACUCCCAGACGAACGAUUUCGGCUCCCUCUCAUACUCUGAUCUCGCUGCCUUCAGGUACUUGGUACACGCCAACGGCAUAUGUGCAGGCUACGCCCUGCUCUCCGCCGUCGUGGUGGCAAUGCCGCGUCGCCCAGCCACCACGGCCGGAUCCGCCUGGACCUUCUUCUUCCUGGACCAAGUGUUCACUUACUUGAUCCUCGCGGCUGCCUCUGUCUCGGCCGAGGUGCUCUACCUUGCUUACAAGGGAGACCUAGACAUCACAUGGAGCGCAGCUUGCGGCUCGUUUGGUGGGUUCUGCCACAAGGCCAUGGCUUCCUUGGUUCUGACAUUCAUCGUUGUUCUCUUCUUUAUCGGGAUCUCGCUUGUCUCGUCCUACAAGCUGUUCAGCAGGUUUGACACCCCUGUUCUCAGUUGCUCAGCUGCUGCUGCCAAAGGAGGGCUAGAGAUUGCUGCUUUUUAGAACUUGGAAUCAUACGUAUACGUUG
Molecule: messenger RNA, 819 nt
Organism: Linum tenue
Lineage: Eukaryota; Viridiplantae; Streptophyta; Magnoliopsida; Malpighiales; Linaceae
Source: the annotation of a GenBank genome assembly